AUAAAGAAAAUAGUUUUCUAAUAAUGGCAAUCAGUAAGAAAUUAUUCAUAAAAGAAUUAUUACGUAAUAAGUAUUUGAAAAAGUACAAAAAAGAGGAGCCAGAAAAAUUUGAAAAAAUAUUUGAAGUAAUAAAUAAUUACGAGAAAGAUAGUAUUCGCAACUACAAUGAUAUUGCGUCAUGUGUUGAUAAAAUAAGCAAAAUAUUGGGUCUAAGUUCGUUAGAAAAAGUAAUUAUGAAAAAACAUAUCAAAAAUAAAAUUUUACGGUUGAAAUCUUCAGGUAAAAAGGAUGACAAGUAAUCAAACAAUUUAAAAUACACAAUAAAAAUAAACAA
Microplitis demolitor is the source of this 334-nucleotide messenger RNA. RefSeq lists its product as uncharacterized. The coding region runs from base 24 to 299 and encodes 91 amino acids. The record is from RefSeq and is marked provisional. Lineage: Eukaryota; Metazoa; Arthropoda; Insecta; Hymenoptera; Braconidae. The transcript has a single exon.